Messenger RNA from Vitis riparia (riverbank grape), 2212 nucleotides. RefSeq lists its product as uncharacterized. The transcript is spliced from 2 exons. Gene Ontology annotation, biological process: ubiquitin-dependent protein catabolic process. The coding region runs from base 578 to 1888 and encodes 436 amino acids. Lineage: Eukaryota; Viridiplantae; Streptophyta; Magnoliopsida; Vitales; Vitaceae. Gene Ontology annotation, molecular function: ubiquitin protein ligase activity; ubiquitin-like protein conjugating enzyme binding. The record is from RefSeq and is a predicted model, not a curated record. Gene Ontology annotation, cellular component: endoplasmic reticulum.
CUGUUUUUAGGCCCAUGUGAAGUUCAUGGACGCCUAGUUUCAGUUGGAUGCAUUGUUAAAGGGGAUGAACACUUUCUUCAGGGACCUUUGUUUCCUAUGGUUUGAUAAUAAUGGGUUUCUUCUUUACAUAGAUUGGGAUAGUUGCAUGGAAAUAGUGUGUGUCUGUGUGUGUUUGGUAAAUUGAUGGAACAUCAAAGUGAGGAGGAUUGCUGGAAUGUGAAGAACUUCAGGAGAAUUGCGUUAUAAUUCGGUGUACUAGAGUAGUCUGAAUGGACCAUAUCAUUUGGCAUGGAUUGAUAUUUAGUUCAAUUGGAUUGCAUCAGAAUUGUCAAUAGAAUAUUAGAGUGUUAUUUUUUUAAGAUUUAUUGCAUUGAGGGUAUGUUAGAGUUUAUAACCCAACUUGAGUAUUAUGAAUGCAAUUCAGUUAAUUCCAUUGCUGUUUCUUAUUUCCCAGCUUGGUACUAGAGGCUUCAGAGCUUCAGGUUAGAUCCUUCUGCUGAGUGGUUGCUUGGCAUCCAGCUACUUCUCAGCAGAAACCAGCAAUUUGUGAAGAUUUUGCUGGAUUGGUGUGGUUUUGAUGGAGAAUAAUUCAAGGGGAGAUAUAAUGGAUCUUGAUUUAAACCUAGAGCCUUUAGACCCUCCUCAUGAUUCCAUGUUGGGAUUAGGAUCUUUAUUGACUGAAAUUGAAACUGCACAUGGACGGAUUGAAGAACGUAUCCGACAACUUGAAGCCGUUAAUUCCAGGGCUAGGCAGCGUCAGAGAUGGCGCCAAGGUCGAAUACCCCCUCAAACAACAACAAUAUCCACAGAACCCAUGCAGGUUAACUCAAUUGAGGGUAGAGUGCAAAAUGGUGAGUGUAGUGUCGCUGGCCAAGAAAGAACUGUUGAGAAUAGGGAGGGCUGUAAAAGGAAUGGAGCCUAUUUGGUAGCUAAGGCGUUGGGAAUGGGUACAAAUGCUAAUGGUGGGGCGUUAGAAAAGGGUACAAAUGCUAAUGGUGGGAGCUUUUUUGAUUGUAAUAUAUGCUUGGACAUGGCCAGAGAUCCUAUACUGACUUGUUGUGGUCACUUGUUUUGUUGGCCAUGCUUCUAUCAGUUGCCCAAUGUUCAUUCAAAUGCGAAGGAAUGCCCUGAAUGUAAUGGAGAGGUGAUAGAAACACACAUUACUCCAAUUUAUGGCCAUGGGAGCAAUAACCAUAAAGUGGCUACAGGGGAUUUAGGAGUGAAGGCCCCCCCUAGGCCUCAUGCACAUAGGAUUGAAAGUAUGAGGCAGCAACGUGUUGCCCGAGGCAUACCUUCAUUUCCAUCUGAGGAAACACUGCGGAUUAUUAGCAGCCGGAUUUCACGGCAACAGGCACGCACUACAACUGAGAGAAGCAAUGUCUUGCCCAGCCAAAAUUCUACUUCACAGGUACCACCCGGCUCUGAGGCUGAGCCCAGCCAAGGCCUCCGUUCUGUUCAGUUUUCAAGAUUAUUAUCACAAGGAACGGCUUCCUUUUCUUCCCUUUCAUCUGCAUUGAAUACUGCACUGAAUUCUGCGGAAAGAUUGGUUGAGGACCUUGAGGAGUAUAUUCAUAGCCACCUUACAAGAAGCCAUGCUUCAUCUGCUGUUAAUGAGAGAGAGACUCUUACAACCAUUGCAGCUGUUCUACAACUGGAAAGCCAAGCUCUCAGCACUGGUGUUAACACCACCGUGCCCCCUUCUUCUUCAUCCUCCAGAACUGAUGUGUCUGCCAUUGCUAUGCGCUCUGAAGACCAGGUAACAGAUUCUACCGAAAUCAAUAUAUCAGUGCCUCAUUCUUCAUCUUCUAGGAGAAGAAAUGAUGCUCCAGGAGCCUCAGAUAUGGAGACUGGAGAUACCCGUGAGCCUCGAAGGAGAAGGUUGAGAUGAUAAGUCUUUUCCAGAGGAAAAAGUUUGCUCGAGAUAAGCUCCCUCUGACUAGAAACUGCAAUCUAGUUGUUUUCCAAAUAAGAAACUAUAAUGAAAUCGAUGAAUUCAUCAGGAUGUUGAACCAUUUUCUGUAUUCCUUUGUCCAAUGAUCAGUCUUCUGCAGGGAGAACCUGUUCAUGCUUGCAUGGUGUCCUCCUUUCAGAAGGGUAGGACUGGUGUUGCAAGCUACUGCAACACAGCCCCCCCAUAUAUGCCUUUGUACAAUUCUACUGGUAUAUACAUGUUGAAUAGCUUUUUCAUAUUUCAGAUUAUCAUUUUGCACCA